This is a messenger RNA of Miscanthus lutarioriparius, 2244 nucleotides long. The record is from the annotation of a GenBank genome assembly. Lineage: Eukaryota; Viridiplantae; Streptophyta; Magnoliopsida; Poales; Poaceae.
AUGAGGAGCGGCCGUGCCUGCUCCGUUCUUGUGUCGCUCCUGCUGCUGUGGCUGGGCGUCGCCGCCGCGCAGAAGGCCUCGUCUUGGAAGACAUUGAGCGGCAAGGCUCCAGCAAUCGUAGCCAAGGGUGGAUUUUCCGGGCUAUUCCCUGAUUCAAGCGAAUAUGCUUAUCAAUUUGCGCUGGUCGCUAGCUCGCCGGAUACAAUACUGUACUGCGAUGUGCGGCUGACCAAGGAUGAGAUUGGCAUUUGCCUGCCGGACAUCAAGAUGGAUAACUGCACAAACAUUCCAGAUUUCUAUGCGCAGGGUCAGAAGAGUUACCUCGUCAAUGGUGUGCCUACCUCGGGAUGGUUCUCGGUGGACUACAAUGGCACCGAGCUUGGGCAAGUGACUCUCAUGCAGUCAAUCAGUUCUCGGACGCCUAGAUUUGAUUCAAAUUUCUUUCCACUACUUGCUGUUGAAGAUGUGCAGUCCAAAUUCAAACCUCCUGGAAUUUGGCUCAAUGUUCAGCACGACAGUUUCUACAGCCAGUUCAACCUAAGCAUGAGGAAUUAUAUCAUUUCUGUAUCUAAGCGUGUUGUUGUCAAUUAUGUCUCAUCACCUGAAGUGAGCUUCCUCGCCAAAAUACUUGGAAGAAUUAGCAACAAAACAAAGCUCGUGUUCCGCUUUCUUGAUGAGAGCACUCUCGAGCCAUCUACGAACCAGACAUAUGGUUCCAUGUUGAAAAAUCUUACAUUUGUCAAGACAUUUGCAUCUGGGAUACUUGUCCCAAAGAGUUAUAUUUGGCCUAAUUCACUAGAUAAUUAUCUGCAACCAUAUACUUCAGUUGUCGACGAUGCUCAUAAAGUAGGGUUGGAAAUUUAUGCUGCUGAUUUUGCAAAUGAUUUUCUGCUCAGUUACAACCACAGCUACGAUCCCUUAGCAGAAUAUCUCUCAUUCAUUGAUAAUGAUGUCUUCUCAGUUGAUGGUGUACUGACUGAUUUCCCUGUCACAGCAUCAGAGGCAAUUGGAUGUUUUACCAAUUUGAACAAAAGCAACAAUGAUCAUGGAAAGCCUUUAAUUAUUUCCCACAAUGGUGCUAGUGGGGAUUACCCUGGGUGCACUGAUCUAGCUUAUCAAAAAGCAGUUGAUGAUAGUGCAGAUGUCAUUGAUUGCCCUGUUCAAGUGACCAGAGAUGGAAUACCAAUAUGCAUGUCUUCCAUUGACCUAAUGACCGAUACUACUGUUGCAAGAUCGCAGUUCAUCUCUCAGACUUCCACGAUAAAGGAUAUUCAGAUUGCACCAGGGGUUUUUAGUUUCAACCUCACCUGGGAUGACAUUGUAAAGAACCUGAAACCCAAAAUAUCCACCCCAUGGACCAACUUCGCAUUGGACCGAAAUCCGAGAUAUAGGAAUGCAGGAAAGUUCAUGAGGUUAUCAGACUUUUUGGACUUUACAAAAGAUAAAGAUUUGUCUGGAAUCAUGAUCACUGUAGAGCAUGCUGCCUUCAUGGCAGGAGAACUUGGGUUUGACAUGGUCGAUAAUGUUAUCAAAGCCCUUGACGACGCUGGUUACCAUGACCAAACUGCCCAGAAAGUUAUGAUUCAGUCAACCGAUAGUUCAGUUCUAGAGAAGUUCAAGGAGCAAACAAAGUACGACCUUGUGUACAUGAUCAACAAAGAAGUCGGGGACGCUGCACCUUCCUCGCUCGCGGACAUUAAAAAGUUUGCUAGUGCCGUUUCCGUUGAUACCAGCUCUGUCUUCCCUGAAUCCCACUACUUCACAGUGUAUGAAACCAAUCUUGUCCAGACACUGCAGACAGCUGGCCUCUCGGUCUAUGUUUAUACUCUUAUGAAUGAGUUUCCGUCUCAGCCAUACGACUUCUUCUCAGAUGCUACAGCGCAGAUCAAUGCCUAUGUUAAGGGUGCUCUAGUGGAUGGGCUAAUCACGGAUUUCCCUGCUACAGCUCGAAGAUACAAGGUGAACAAUUGCAUGAACAUGGGGAACAGCACGCCGAAUUUCAUGGCCCCUGCUCAUCCCGGCGAUCUCAUACAAAUCAUCAGCAAGAGUGCGCAGCCACCAGCAUUGGCUCCCAUUCCGCCCUUGACUGAGUCCGACGUGGCACAGCCGCCUUUGCCUCCUGCCAGAUCAAACAGCAGUACAGCUCCGACACAAUCACCCGCGAGCAGGACGCAUGCCUGUGCUGCUCACAUCCCAGUCCUCGUCACACUGGCAAUGCUUUGUGCUUGGCGUUCCCUGGUCUGA